Molecule: messenger RNA, 1310 nt
Organism: Molossus molossus (Pallas's mastiff bat)
Lineage: Eukaryota; Metazoa; Chordata; Mammalia; Chiroptera; Molossidae
Gene: CUTC
Product: cutC copper transporter
Exons: 9
Coding region: 116-937 (273 amino acids)
Molecular function (GO): copper ion binding
Source: RefSeq, a predicted model, not a curated record
GUCGGGGACGCGCCGGGGCGCGCGCAGCGGGGAGAACGAGCCUCUCUGAUCGCGCGCGCGCAAACCAGGACGCUGAGUGGAAACGGAAGAUUUGCGAGGGAGGAACGCGUGGAGGAUGAAGAGGCAGGGGUCCUCCUCCGAGCGGAAACGGGCGCGGAUACCGUCCGGGAAGGCCGGGACAGCAAAUGGAUUUCUCAUGGAAGUAUGUGUUGAUUCAGUGGAGUCGGCUAUAAAUGCAGAAAGAGGAGGUGCUGGUCGGAUUGAAUUGUGUUCUGGCUUAUCGGAAGGAGGAACCACACCUAGCAUGGGUAUCCUUCAAGUAGUGAAGCAGUGUGUCCAGAUACCAGUUUUUGUGAUGAUUCGGCCACGCGGAGGUGAUUUUUUAUAUUCAGAUCGUGAAGUUGAAGUGAUGAAGGCUGACAUUCGUCUUGCCAAGCUUUAUGGUGCUGAUGGUUUGGUAUUUGGUGCAUUGACUGAAGAUGGACACAUUGACAAAGAGCUGUGCAUGUCCCUUGUUGCUUUGUGCCGUCCUCUGCCAGUCACUUUCCACCGAGCCUUUGACAUGGUUCAUGAUCCAGUGGCAGCUCUAGAGAUUCUCUUAACCUUGGGAUUUGAACGAGUACUGACCAGUGGAUGCGACAGUUCGGCACUAGAAGGGCUACCUUUAAUAAAGCGACUCAUAGAUCAGGCAAAAGGCAGGAUUGUGGUAAUGCCAGGGGGUGGUAUAACAGACAGAAAUCUACAAAGAAUCCUCGAGGGUUCUGGUGCUACAGAAUUCCACUGUUCUGCUCGAUCUGCUAGAGAUUCAGGAAUGAAGUUUCGAAAUUCUUCUGUUGCCAUGGGAGCCUCUCUUUCUAGCUCAGAAUAUUCUCUAAAGGUAACCGAUGUGAACCAAGUAAGGACUUUGAAUGCUAUUGCAAAGAAUAUUCUGGUUUAGCUAGACCUCUCUGAGAGACAUGGAUAUCACAGGAUGAAGGCAGAAGAGCAGUUUACAAUUCUCUCUGACACCGAUUUAACCUUCUUCUCUGGUCAGGACAGCUACAGUCUUUGUUUUAACUCUCACAUGGCCAUGGAAAAAGUUUUCCAGAAGAAAACUUGAAACAGAGCUGUAAUCACUCCCUUUGCUUAAUCUUGCUUAUCAUGGUUAAUUCUGGUCUAUGCUCCUUCCAUAGAAGGAGGCUGUCUGCUUUUAUUGGAAUUAUUUGAUGAACUGAGAAAAUUCGACUGCAAGAUAUGAAUUUAAAGUGUGACUUUAGGUACAGUUUCAUAGCAGUAUUUUGCAUUUUCAUUUGUAAAAUAAAAAUAUACAC